Tigriopus californicus is the source of this 1655-nucleotide messenger RNA. It is a transcript of the gene AP-1mu, whose product is annotated as AP-1 complex subunit mu-1-like. NCBI's taxonomy places the organism in Eukaryota, Metazoa, Arthropoda, Copepoda, Harpacticoida, Harpacticidae. Gene Ontology annotation, cellular component: clathrin adaptor complex; clathrin-coated vesicle. The coding region runs from base 152 to 1420 and encodes 422 amino acids. Gene Ontology annotation, molecular function: clathrin-cargo adaptor activity. The record is from RefSeq and is a predicted model, not a curated record. The transcript has 5 exons. Gene Ontology annotation, biological process: intracellular protein transport; vesicle-mediated transport.
AUACAGAAAGAAAAGAAGACGACUAAACCAACCAAGUCGUCAGUGAAGUAAGUCAUCUCUGAUUGUUGGCGAGGACCACACACCAGUCUACUGAUUAGUCUCGAAUCUCGACCAAAGUCCAUCCAUCCAUCCGGUCUAAGCAUUGCCCAUCAUGGUCCUCUCGGCCAUCUACAUCCUGGAUAUGAAGGGCAAGGUGUUGAUCUGUCGCAAUUAUCGCGGCGACAUCGAGAAUAACGUGAUCGACAAAUUCAUCGGUCUGGUCAUGGAUCGCGAAGAUGAAGGCCAAAUCACGCCUCUCAUUCAGACCGAGGAGGCCGCUUUUGCCUAUAUCAAGCACAAGAAUCUGUACGUGGUGGCCACAACCAAAAAGAACUCCAAUAUCGUCAUGAUCUUCUCCUUAUUGCACAAGAUCUGCUCGGUAUUUGAAAGUUAUUUUAAAGAUGUCGAGGAGGAAAGCAUCCGGGACAACUUUGUGAUCAUCUACGAGCUCUUGGAUGAGCUGGUCGAUUUUGGAUAUCCCCAAACCACGGAUGGGCAGAUUCUUCAAGAGUACAUCACGCAAGAAGGUCAUCGAUUGGAAGUGGCCUUAAAACCUCCGCCGGCUGUGACUAAUGCUGUCUCUUGGCGGCCCGAGGGUCUCAAGUAUCGCAAGAACGAAGUGUUUCUGGAUGUGAUCGAGUCGGUCGACCUGUUGGCCGGCGCCUCGGGCAACGUGCUCCGCUCGGAGAUCGUGGGCUGCAUUAAGAUGCGGGUCUACCUAUCAGGCAUGCCUGAACUCCGAUUGGGUUUGAAUGAUAAGGUGCUGUUUGAAUCCACGGGCCGAGGCAAGUCCAAAUCCGUGGAGCUCGAAGAUGUCAAGUUUCAUCAGUGCGUACGAUUGUCCCGAUUCGACAAUGACCGCACCAUAUCGUUCAUCCCGCCGGAUGGCGAGUUCGAACUGAUGUCGUAUCGACUGAAUACGCACGUGAAACCGCUCAUUUGGAUCGAGUCUGUGAUCGAACGACACGCCCAUUCCCGCAUCGAGUACAUGGUCAAGGCCAAGUCUCAAUUUAAGCGCCGCUCUACGGCCAACAACGUGGAAAUCAUUAUUCCUGUGCCCAGCGACGCGAGUGCGCCCAAGUUCAAGACCACCAUUGGCCAUUGCAAGUACGCCCCGGAAUUGGGUGCCAUUGUUUGGAACAUCAAGAGCUUCCCGGGAGGAAAAGAAUACCUCAUGCGGGCACACUUGAGCCUCCCGAGUGUGGAGGGCGAUAUCACAGAGGGCAAGCCCCCCAUUCAAGUCAAGUUCGAAAUUCCAUACUUUACCACAUCCGGAAUUCAGGUACGGUACUUGAAGAUCAUUGAGAAAUCCGGGUACCAGGCCUUGCCCUGGGUGCGCUAUAUCACUCAGAAUGGUGAUUAUCAGCUACGGACCACCUGAGGAUCUGAGGAUGAGCACCGGCAUCUUCCCGCGUUCACAGUUCCAUCAAUUGUUUGACUUAUGAUCCAAUGUCUAAAAAGCCACAUUCCAAUGUUGUUUUUCACACCCGCCAUUGUCGUCCAAAUGUUUUGUUGACUUAGUGAUUUGUCCCCAAUUUUCGUGAUUAUGUAUGCUUUUCAAUCAUGUGCUUAUUUACCGGCCCACAAUAUUAAACAUAUUUAAAGAUAGCAAAUGA